CCACUGAGGAGCUGAAGGAGAAGCCAGAAGUGGACCAGAGGGAGGCCAGUCUGUCUGCUGUUCCGAGACCAGAUGGAUUUUAAGGCAAAUCUCAAGGGUGUCAAAGCCAAGACGGAGGAGGAACGUAAGGUGAACAGCUUGCCUCAGGUGGACUUCCGCGCUGUGCUGGCGAAGAAAGGUGGAAGUGCUGCAAACAACAGCAAACCUGCCGAGACGCCCAAAAAGUCCAACAGCGCUGAUUUCCGCUCUGUUCUGGCCAAUAAGAAGAAAAACGGGGAGAGCGGCAAGGCGGCAGUGAAGAACUGCGUGGAUGGAGAUGUUGACGGAGGAGGCGGGGGUCAGCCUCCGGAGUUCGUGGAGAAGCUGAGUGACACCACGGUGCUGGAAGGACAGCGACUCCACCUCCAGUGUCGCCUCAGGAACUUUGACCCCGAGGCCGCCGGUGUCACCUGGACGCUGGACGGGAAACUCAUCAAGCCGUCCAAGUUCAUCAUUCUCACCACUGAAGGUCAGAGGUCAUGUACGCACGCACAUAUGCACGCACCCGCUGAGUCUGAUGUCGUAUAUCUUUAAAUAUUUUCACAUUCCCUUUAUAUUUCAC
Thalassophryne amazonica is the source of this 601-nucleotide messenger RNA. RefSeq names its product myosin light chain kinase, smooth muscle-like. Gene Ontology annotation, molecular function: protein kinase activity. Lineage: Eukaryota; Metazoa; Chordata; Actinopteri; Batrachoidiformes; Batrachoididae. The record is from RefSeq and is a predicted model, not a curated record. The coding region runs from base 73 to 573 and encodes 166 amino acids. The transcript is spliced from 2 exons.